Antechinus flavipes (yellow-footed antechinus) is the source of this 4676-nucleotide messenger RNA. It is a transcript of the gene MINDY4, whose product is annotated as MINDY lysine 48 deubiquitinase 4. Gene Ontology annotation, molecular function: cysteine-type deubiquitinase activity; K48-linked deubiquitinase activity. The transcript has 18 exons. Gene Ontology annotation, biological process: protein K48-linked deubiquitination. The record is from RefSeq and is a predicted model, not a curated record. Lineage: Eukaryota; Metazoa; Chordata; Mammalia; Dasyuromorphia; Dasyuridae. The coding region runs from base 1989 to 4301 and encodes 770 amino acids.
AGGGUGGGGGCCUGAGGGUGCUGGGGGUGGUGGAGGUGAGGGAGAUCUUGCCCAUGUCUGGACAGAGUCAGAAGUGAGGAGGGAGGCAGAUGAUGGAGCAGCCAGUGCAAGGAGGAGCUGAAGCGUUGGCUAGAAAGCACACGGAGAAGGCUAGAGGGAAGGCUAGAAAACCUCUAGACUUGGUCGUGAAGGCCUUUAAAAGCAACCAAAGGAGGAAACUGAUUCUAGGGGCUAUAACAGAGGGUCAGAGAGUCCAGGCAUGGUCUGGCCGUGCCUAUUUUGGUUGGUUAAAUGUUAGGUUCCUUUUGAACUAAUUGUUUCUCUUGGUUUCCCUUCAUUCUUGAGAAUGUUUCCCAAGUUGGGGAUCUUUCAAAGGUGUCUCUUCAUCAGUGCCAACAACGUGAACGGCAGCCGAAGAAGUGGAGACGGUCGCAGAUACUCUGGCCCCACGACACCCAAGGAGUUCUUUUUUUUUUUGUAAUAGCUUUUUAUUUACAAGUUAUAUGCAUGGGUAAUUUUUCAGCAUUGACAAUUGCCAAACCUUUUGUUCCAACUUUUCUCCUCCUUCCCCCCACCCCCUCCCCUAGAUAGCAGGUUGACCAAUAUAUGUUAAAUAUGUUAAAGUACAAAUUAAAUAUAUGUAUAUAUGUCCAAACAGUUAUUUUGCUGCACAAAAAGAAUCGGAUUCUGAAAUAUUAUACAAUUACCCUGUGAAGGAAAUAAAAAAUGCAGGCAGAAAAAAAUAGAGGGAUUGGGAAUUCUAUGUAAUUGUUCUUAGUCAUCUCCCAGAGUUCUUUCACUGGGCAUAGCUGGUUCAAUUCAUUCCUGCUCCAUUGGAACUGAUUUGGUUCAUCUCAUUGCUGAGGAGGGCCACGUCCAUCAGAAUUGAUCCUCAUAUAGUAUUGUUGUUGACUUCAUAUAACGAUCUCCUGGUCCUGCUCAUUUCACUCAGCAUCAGUUCAUGCAAGUCUCUCCAGGCCUUUCUGAAAUCAAGGGAGUUCCUGUCUUGAAGAAAAACCAGUCCAACACACAGCUGCUUUUGAGGGUCACAAGAGUCUCUUUGCUUUUCCUUUCUUUCACUGAAUUAUAUAAAAGGGAUAAAAUACAUUCCUCUUUCUACAGAGGAGGAAACCAAGCUCUGGGAGCAUAAGCAUCUUGUGCCCUUAACCCUUGGUCAAAAAGAAGAGAGAAUUCCUAGUUUCUUUCUCUGUGAAGUGAAAUUCAGGUAAAGCCUGGCUUAAUUGCUCAUUUUCUGGAUUGGUCUAGAUUAAUCAAGGUUCUAGAUGUUCUAAGGACAUCUUGUAACUCCCGGUUCAUGGUUCCUAUAAUGAUCCUUCCUUAAAUUAAGUAAACAUUGGAUCUGAAAAUGAUUAAAUGGUGAUGUCAAGAUUCAAUUUCAGUAUCAGCAAUGAUUAAGUGCCUGCUGUGUUCCCGGUGACAGGCUUAGUGCUGGGGAGACAAAAUACAGAGGGUCCCCAUCUUCACGGAGCUUUUAGAGAAAGUACAGGGAAGGAGUACAAUGUACUUUCUCACAGAAAUACAAAGUAUAGACAAAGUAACUUCCAGAAAGCAGGAAGGAGAGAGCUCUCUGAAACAGAGUAUCUUUAAGAAGCCAGUGGGAGAACAGGGCCAGGGUCCAGACAGAGAGAAAGGGGGACUAGCUUUUCACUAGGCUGGGAGAGCUAGCCCAAUGCCCCGGGCGCUCAGUCUGAUAGGGCAGGAACCGCAGGAGGGCCCUCCUCCGCCCGCCUCUGCUUCCUGCUCCUCCUCCUCUGCUUCCUCCCCUCCUCUGAAUGCCAAGGGGGGAGGGGAGGAGGAGGAGUUCCAGGCUCGGCCUCUGAUGCCAUGGUCUCCACGGCAACACUCCCAGGCCAAGCCAACCGACAAUAGGCUGCUCCCUUUGGGCUGCUGCCCCUACGCUUUGAAUCCCUCCCAGACCCUGGAUUCUAAUGACCAGUGGGGGCAGGCGCUGUCUGAAGCGGUUGUGAAUGUCUACUGCCAAGAUCCGGGGGAGCCCACCCAAGCAGGCUGCAGGGCUAGGGAUGGGCCCCCUCUUUGUGGAGGAGGUGGCGGCGUCUCUAGUCCGAGAAUUUCUCCACAGAAAGGGUUUAAAAAAAACAAGCCUUGUCUUGGACCAAGAACAUCCUCGAGGUGAAUACAGCAUAAACAACAGAAAUGAGCUGCGCAAGGUUCUGCACCUAGAAAUGCUUUAUAAGGAAAACAAGGUAAAGAAAAAUCCUCUGAAAACAAGCCUCGAAAUCAUUACAAGUUACUUUUUGGAUCAUUCUGGAAAGAACAGUUACAAUUUAAUACAAGAAACACCACUUUCUAUUGUUUCAGCUUCCAAGAUGUAUAACAAACUACCUUUGAAAUGCUCUGAGAAUUCUGCAGUGAAUAAUAAUAAUUCGAGCGAGGUUUCAGAUGAAGAUGGAAAGACCAGUAGGCAUGAUGAAUGUGAUGGUGACACACUCGGUAACAUCGCAUCCCCCAAGAGACCGCCACACAAAAACAAGACCUCCAAGUCCGUCGUAGGAGAUGGCAAUGGGUCGCCACCACUCCGGAAGGAGAUCAUGUCAAGCAGCGUGGAGAACCCUAAAAAGGCAGAGUCUUCAGAAGGGAAGAAGAUGGCAGAAGGGAGACUCAAGUCUGGCCUCUUGGCCAGAGGAAUAUUGUCGGGGCCCAUCGCCAACUCACAAGAGGACCCCCUCAGAAAACGCUUCCUGAGACGGUCAUCGGGCCUGAGCACGGCGCAGAACAGGGAUGAAGGCCAAGUGAAACCCUUCAGCUUAUCUCCUCCUGGCCAUAUUCUAUCUGACACCCUUUCCUCCAAAAAUUCCCUGGACACUCACAGCGAUUUGGCCGCAGAGAAGUGGAAGAACCUGUCCGGUGCCUCUUCUGACCCUCUCGGGGUCCUGGAAACGGACAAAAACAAACUGAGAGACUUCCCGGAAGGCAAGGCCGCAGUGAGUAAUAUCGCCGAGAAGACUGGGACAGAUGGGAGGUUGCUCUUUCCCUGUGGAAGUUCAAGGCCUUCUCAGGAAAGACAGGAAAAGGCUUUCAAAUGGAAUACUCAGGCAUUGGCACACAGGACCAGCCCUAUCCAUAAUGUGCCUGUCUGUGUGGAGGAAGCGGCAGACAUCCUCACGCUCGAGGACGUGGAAGAUGAAGAAUUUCUGAACGAAGACACCGUUCAGCCCGCAGCCGUGCUGAUGCCUUUGCUGAAGCUGCAGGUGACCUCCAAGCCAAUGACCCUCUCAGCUGCCAAGGAAAUAAAAACCAUUCUCUUUGGCUCAACUCUUUGUGGCUUCAGUGAAGAGUGGAAAUUGCAGAAUUUUACAUUUAGUGAAGUGACUCAGCUCAGAUACGGCCUCGUGCAGAACAAGGGGGGACCGUGUGGUGUUCUGGCAGCUGUUCAGGCCUGUAUCCUGAAAAAACUCUUGUUUGGAGGAGAAAGCAGAAGUUCCAGCAUUCGGGAGCUACAGCCUUCAGAAACUUAUCGGAACAAUUGUCUCAUCAUGGCCAUGGCAGACAUUCUGUGGAGGGCAGGUGGAGAGGAAAAGGCGGUCGUUACAUUGGCUUCGGGGAUGCAGCACUUCAGCCCGGCGGGAAGGUACAAGGCGGACGGCGUCCUGGAGACGCUCACGCUGAACAAGGUGACCAAGUACGAAGAUCUGGUCAUUUUCCUCCAACAUAACGUUCACCAGUUUCAGGCCGGUCCCUCUGGAUGCAUCCUCCUGACCCUGUCCGCCAUCUUGUCCAGGUCCACGGAUCUAGUGCGCAAAGACUUUGACCUGCCCACCAACUGUCUGAUCGGCGCUCACGGAUACUGCACCCAGGAACUGGUGAACCUGCUCCUGACGGGCAAAGCCGUGUCCAACGUCUUCAACGACAUGGUGGAGCUGGAUUCGGGCAACGGGAACAUCACCCUCCUCAAGGGGAUCACCGCCCGCAGCGACAUCGGCCUCCUCUCCCUGUUUGAGCACUACGACGUCUGUCAGGUUGGCUGUUACCUCAAGACGCCCAAGUUCCCCAUCUGGGUGGUGUGCAGCGAGAGCCACUUCAGCGUGCUCUUCAGCCUGCAGCGAGACCUCCUGAGCGACUGGAAGGCGGAAAGGAUCUUCGACCUCUACUACUACGACGGGCUGGCUAACCAGCAGGGGGAGAUUCGGCUGACCGUAGACACCACCCAGCCUAUGUCUGGGGACAGAGAGAAGGACCUCAUCCCACCCCUGGAACACUGCAUCCGGACCAAGUGGAAGGACGCGUUUGUGGACUGGAACGGCACAGAGCCCAUCCUGUGAGCGGGCGCCCCGGCCUUGCCCGGCCCCGCCGGCUCGUUUCUGGAACCCGAGGCCCUGUAGCCGUGAAGUGUCUGACUCCCCCCAAGCCCCCGCGCUCCCACCAAAGGGCCUUUUCCAGAAACCCCUUCCUUUGUGUAGCUUUGUCCGGGGGCCAGCCUCCAUCCGUCCUCACCAGCUCUGGAUCCUGUGGGCCUCCUGCCAUUGUCUCUGGGCCCGACGGAAGAAGAGUCCCCCAGGCGCGCUCUGGCUACCUCAUUUAUUUUCUCCUCCUCCCCCAUCCCCAGGAAAGACACGGAGGGCUCAGGACCUCCGUGCGGCCUGCCCAGAACAUCCCGUGUCGCUUGGUUUCCGUCCCAGUAAAGCAGGGCCUCGAAA